Messenger RNA from Peromyscus leucopus (white-footed mouse), 5694 nucleotides. RefSeq names its product muskelin 1 (gene Mkln1). Gene Ontology annotation, molecular function: protein binding. NCBI's taxonomy places the organism in Eukaryota, Metazoa, Chordata, Mammalia, Rodentia, Cricetidae. The record is from RefSeq and is a predicted model, not a curated record. Gene Ontology annotation, cellular component: cytoplasm.
CCUGGCGGGGCCGGCGGUCGGCGGCGGCCGCUACGGUGCUGACAAGAUGGCGGCUGGCGGGGCUGUUGCUGCGGCGCCCGAGUGCCGGCUUCUGCCCUACGCGCUGCACAAGUGGAGCUCCUUCUCCUCCACCUACCUUCCGGAGAACAUUUUAGUGGAUAAACCAAAUGAUCAAUCUUCCAGAUGGUCUUCCGAGAGCAACUAUCCUCCCCAGUACUUGAUUCUGAAGCUUGAAAGGCCUGCUAUAGUUCAGAAUAUUACAUUUGGAAAAUAUGAGAAAACCCAUGUCUGCAAUUUGAAGAAAUUCAAGGUCUUUGGUGGAAUGAAUGAAGAAAAUAUGACAGAGCUGUUGUCUAGUGGCUUGAAGAAUGAUUAUAACAAAGAGACAUUUACCUUGAAACAUAAAAUUGAUGAACAGAUGUUCCCUUGUCGAUUCAUUAAAAUUGUUCCACUUUUGUCCUGGGGGCCCAGCUUUAAUUUUAGCAUCUGGUAUGUUGAACUUAGUGGCAUUGAUGAUCCUGAUAUAGUGCAGCCCUGUCUGAACUGGUACAGCAAGUACCGCGAACAGGAAGCCAUUCGCCUUUGCCUGAAACACUUCAGACAACACAACUAUACAGAGGCUUUUGAGUCCCUGCAGAAGAAAACCAAGAUCGCCCUGGAGCACCCGAUGUUGACAGACAUGCACGACAAAUUGGUGUUGAAGGGUGACUUUGAUGCUUGCGAAGAGUUGAUUGAAAAAGCUGUGAAUGAUGGCUUGUUCAAUCAGUAUAUCAGUCAGCAGGAGUAUAAGCCGCGGUGGAGUCAGAUCAUUCCUAAGAGCACCAAAGGUGAUGGAGAAGAUAACCGGCCAGGAAUGAGAGGGGGCCAUCAGAUGGUUAUUGAUGUUCAGACAGAGACUGUUUAUUUGUUUGGUGGCUGGGAUGGAACACAAGAUCUGGCUGACUUCUGGGCAUACAGUGUGAAGGAGAACCAGUGGACAUGUAUCUCUAGAGACACUGAGAAAGAGAAUGGUCCUAGUGCCAGGUCGUGCCAUAAAAUGUGCAUUGACAUCCAGCGGAGGCAAAUCUACACGUUGGGCCGCUACUUGGAUUCCUCUGUGAGGAACAGCAAAUCUCUGAAAAGUGACUUCUACCGUUACGACAUUGACACCAAUACCUGGAUGUUACUGAGUGAAGACACUGCUGCUGAUGGUGGACCAAAGCUGGUGUUUGAUCAUCAGAUGUGUAUGGACUCAGAAAAACACAUGAUCUACACCUUUGGUGGUAGAAUUUUGACAUGUAAUGGCAGCGUAGAUGACAGCAGAGCCAGUGAACCACAGUUCAGUGGCUUGUUUGCCUUCAACUGCCAAUGUCAGACCUGGAAACUUCUUCGAGAGGACUCCUGUAAUGCUGGCCCUGAGGACAUCCAGUCUCGGAUUGGACACUGCAUGCUGUUCCACUCAAAAAAUCGUUGCUUAUAUGUAUUUGGUGGCCAGCGAUCUAAGACGUAUUUGAAUGAUUUCUUUAGUUAUGAUGUGGACUCUGAUCAUGUAGACAUAAUUUCAGAUGGCACCAAGAAAGACUCUGGAAUGGUACCAAUGACAGGAUUCACACAGAGAGCAACUAUUGAUCCAGAACUGAAUGAAAUACAUGUCUUAUCUGGACUCAGCAAAGACAAAGAAAAGAGGGAAGAGAAUGUCAGAAAUUCCUUCUGGAUUUAUGACAUUGUGAGGAAUAGCUGGUCUUGUGUCUAUAAGAAUGAUCAAGCUGCAAAAGAGAAUCUGAGUAAAAGUCUUCAGGAAGAAGAACCAUGUCCAAGGUUUGCCCAUCAACUCGUUUAUGACGAAUUACACAAGGUUCAUUAUUUAUUUGGUGGAAAUCCAGGAAAAUCUUGCUCUCCAAAGAUGAGACUAGAUGACUUCUGGUCACUGAAGUUGUGUAGACCUUCUAAAGAUUACUUACUGAGGCAUUGCAAGUACCUCAUAAGAAAACACAGGUUUGAAGAAAAGGCCCAGAUGGACCCUCUUAGUGCUCUGAAGUAUUUACAGAAUGAUCUUUAUAUAACUGUGGAUCAUUCAGACCCAGAAGAGACAAAAGAGUUUCAACUCUUAGCCUCAGCUCUGUUCAAAUCUGGCUCAGAUUUCACAGCUCUAGGCUUUUCAGAUGUGGAUCACACCUAUGCUCAAAGAACUCAGCUCUUUGACACCCUAGUAAAUUUCUUUCCCGACAGCAUGACUCCUCCUAAAGGCAAUCUGGUAGACCUCAUCACACUGUAAACUGAGGAGUCAAGUUGAGGAAUUGCUAGGCUCAGAAGUGGAGACUGGAGUCGGAGUUCCGUGUUUGUCUGGGCAGAGGUGACGUCGCAGUAAUUGAGGACUGCAUCAGAGUUUUGAAGGAUCCUUAUUAUCACAAGUUUUAACCCUCUCCUUCGUACCUGACCUCAGUCCCCUUUGCCUCAUAUUCCUGCAGUAGGCUAAUAAAGUGAAAUUGAUAUACUUCCCAUUUAAUUAUGCAUAUCUUUCUUUAGCUUUUAAGAAUUAACAAGUGUUAAUGAAAUGACACUUUUCUGUGUUCCAGUUUUCCAGGUUGAUUUUAGUUAGGAGAGCAGCACUCUUGGUGGACUCAGUGCGCAGGGGUGGGGUUGCUGUGGGUUGUUGGCCGUUGUCCCCGGUCUCCUCUCUUUCCCUCUUACUUUCCUCACAUCACAACUGUUGUAAGUGUGCACUGGCUUCCUGCGUCAUUCUUAACACGUGUGUUCCUGUGGGACAGUUGCUGCAUGUGAAGCUGCUGUGUGGAACUGUUGACUUUUCUUGUAUUAUAUUAAACAAUAGAGAGGUUAGAGGGCUUCAGUUUAUACUUUUUGCCAUAAAACCAAAAAGCAAAACUCAAGAUUGACCCAGACUCCCGAUCAGAGUUGGCAUUUCUGAAUUGAUCUUUUGUAGUGGCUAUGACAGUAGCCAUUGGCUUCGAAUCACCAAAACCUGAAACCAAGGCUGUCAUCCCGAAACUUAUUUAAGAGUUCCCCAGAUGAGCAGCGGGAGAGGCCCUGUCCUGAUGGCUUUUUCACUGGUAGCUUUGUAGGGAUUUGUAUAACUGGUAGAGUUAUACAGAACCAGUGCUCACAUUCUGCUCAGAGUUCUCUUUUUGUUGCAGUUUUAUCUGGGGAAGUGGGUUCCAGAGCUGUGCUUUCAUUUUUUUUUUUUUUUUUUUUCUGAUAUGUUUCCCUGCUGUUUUGAAGAGUAAUGGUUUGUGGUUGUCCUUUGGUAUACAACUGACAGGCGUUUCAGCAAGCAUGUGGACCAGGCUUUUUUAAAUAGACAAAAGGAAAAAAAAAUACUAGGUUUUUCACUAGACAGAAAAGUACAACAAAUUGUUCCAUUCUUGUGUAUGCAGGAACAGAGGAGCAUACCUUCCUAUUAGGUGUUGUGGAAUGUUGCAUGAGAAACCUGCAUCUGGCUAGUUAGUGUUCACAUCGCUGAAAGUGUGCCAUCUGCAGCUGGUAACCCACCGUGUUGAAAGCAGAACCUCUAAUAUCCACAUGCCAGCUGUUAAGAGUGAGUGACUAUGAAAUUGACCUGUACUUUCAAAAAGUGUCUGUAUAGGAAUGAGACUUUGAUAUGUCUUUUUCCUCUGUCUUUACUUCAUGGUUUUACUUUUGAGGAUGAAUGGGAGUAUAUUUUUGCCAAUUGAGAUGAACAGGAAUGUAUUUUUGCCGGUCGUAGGAUUGAAUCAUGGCUUUUUAGCUUUACAAGCAUCCCAAAGCAAUCAGUAGUAAUUUAUUAAACAUGUAAGUCAAUACCUUAUCUUGUGAAAAAUAUGAUGUAUAGUUUAUGAGGUAUCAAAUUGUAUAAAUACAGAAUAAUCAGUUAACUGUACAUUUGAGUGAUAGUCAAAGACUUAUAAUUUCUUCAAGUGAUUCUCCUGAGUAACAGCCAAGAGCAUAAACUGUAUCACUAAUAGUGUAGCCUGAUGGAUCUCAUUUUUCAAAGACAGAUACAAAUCAGUAGUUGACAAAGGAACCUGAACUGGAAGUUGCCAAAAUAUAAGAGCUGUAGCUGAGCAUCUUGACAAUACAACCAAAUGGAAUUCUGAUACCUGCCACCUUUUCGUAUGCAUGUUCUCCCCCAAUCCCCACCCCCCCCCCGAGUUUUUCCCAUCAGUUCCUCAGACUCUAUUAUUUGGAUGAAAUUCAUUUCUUGACCUCGGUGAUUCUUUUUUUCCUCAUAACUGCUUUUUUCUGUUUCUAUCAUGCCUGCUUUAUUUCCAUCUCUCCUCACUUUUAUUUAGUUUGAGUUUUUAAUUUUCAUGACCUUGUUUAAGUGGUUGAGUCCUAAGAAAGCACUGAGUGUUGCCUGAGAUCUCUCACCGACUGAGGAGAUAACUACAGGGCUGGCUAGAUGAGGUUAGAAUCUGUGCCUUGGGUUAAGGGGGCACUGGCAGUGACAGCUUCAGGAAGUGUGGGCCUUUCUGGGUCUGGGACCAGACUGACAUGUUGCUCACAACAUUGCAUAUCAGAAUCCAGGUUGAGAAAUUGUACAGAUAUUUAUUUACUAAGGAGCAACAGCAGAAUAUUAUAAUUUAUACAAUAAAGUUAGUAUUUAAGUAACCAAAUACAUGUGCUUUACUACUUAAAGUUUCAUGUUCUAGCUUAGUCCCAAAUUAAAACACGUAGCUUUAGAUGUGUUAGUGGGAAACUGUUCCCUUGACUUAAUCCCCAGUUUCAGCCUCACCUCCAUCUCCUUUUUUCCAGCAGAAUAUGUGGCUUUCAAUCAGAAAUUAGCUGUAGAUACCUGAUGCUACUUCCACCCUUGUAUUCCGUAAGAAUUUGAACUGCAAGUCACUUGACAGUGCGUUUGCGUUUUAUUUAUGAAAUAGUAGGAGAGCUAACUUGGCCACCAGCUUGUUGGAUUCAGUUAUGUCGUGUUUUUUACACACAGAGAGUCAUUUAGAAUUGGAUUCCCACCUCUGUGUCGUUAAAGCUGACAUACAGUGUUAACCUUUAUCAAAGUCACCUUUUUUGAUAACGGUUUCCAUUUCUACUAAAACUGCCCAUUCUGUGUCCAGAGAGUAAAAAGAGAAAGCAUUGGGAAUGAAGUCAUUGGCUUGUUGUAGAAAAGUGUGUAGGUUUCAAGUCAGUGCUGUGUUUGUUUAUAAAGCUGUAUUGAGUGCAGUGUGUGCUCUGUGUGUGAGUGCUGGCCGCUUGUCACUCCGCUGGCUCUCCACAUCUGCCUUAAAAGUGUUUCACAGAAGUCCACAGUAACAGCUUCACAGGACAGAGUAGGCUUGAAAUCCAUACAGAUAAAAGCUAGCUGAGGAACUUCACCAUUUAGUGAGAGAUCGAGAUUGUUGUUUAAUAAGUCAAAAAGCACUUAAAAGAGUGUUCCUGAUUACUAAUCUCAGAGUUAAAUUAAAUUUCAUGGUAAUUAUAUAUAUAAAGUAAUUAAUUAUUUUGUCUUGUUGGAUAAUUGUGAGUCAUUUAUUUCCUGAGUGAAACAAGUGUGAAAUCCUUAGCUGACUCUUUUAUGACCGUUGGGAAUUCUGGUUUGAUAGUGUGCACUGUAGACAAAGUCACAAAGCUCUUUAAAAAUGCCCUUCCUAACACUCGCUUUUUAAAAAACCUUGCUCAUCUACAGUCUCAUCCCUUUGCAGAAAUUCUUGCUUGAAUUUUCACCAAGUUUUAGCUAGUCUGUGGUUUAGGAUGUGCAGGCUCUACAAG